AUGUCCUCCAACUCGACCAACUCGACCGUUGUCUUCAUACCCACCUUCAACACUUGCGAUGAAGUCAACGAACAAUGCCCCGUAGAGGCACAAAUGUACGGCGACUACUUUACAAAGUCAGCUUGUAUAUGGUUUACCCUGCUGUACUUCACGUGCUUUUGCACGCAAAUGCUCUACGCCUGGCGUUCCAAAGCAUGGUCUUAUGGCGCGUGGUUCGGUGUCGGAACCGCCUUUGAAGCCAUGGGCUACGCGGCUCGCAUCAUCAUGUGCGACGACCCAUGGAACUUUAAUGCCUUUCUGGCUCAAAACCUGGGGCUUGUGCUUGCUCCUACGUUUAUCGCGGCCGCCACCUCGAUCAUUUUCAAGCAUCUCAUCGACUGGUAUGGGUCAGAGUGGUCCUUGUUUCGCCCUGCGUUGCUCCCUUGGAUACUUGUUGGCAGCGACAUGGUCUCAAUUGCUGUGCAGGGAACUGGCGGUGCGGUAGCUCCCAUGGCGUCCAGCAAAAGCGGAAAAGAAGCACAGGAUCUCAUGGAUAUAGGCAAUGGUUUGCUGCUUGGAGGCACCAUCUUCCAGGUUGUCAACAUGGUUGUCUGUGGCGGUAUCAUGCUCCUCUACCUAUGGAAGAGACAACAAUCUCUUGGUCGUUUCCGCUCCAGACUGGGGUCCAGUGACCUCCAAGACAGCGGCAAAGCUUCAGGUGGAAAAGGCCAGUACGACUUUGAAGCCACACUCAAGGUCUAUAUCUGGUCUCUAGUCGUCGCGUACAAUCUCAUUCUCGUUCGCUGCAUUUAUCGUGCUAUAGAGAUGGCUUCUGGCUGGGGCAGUGAUAUUAUGAAGACCGAGGCUAUCUUUAUCACGUUUGAAAGCCACAUGAUUCUGACUGCUGUUGCACUCAUGACCAUCUUUCACCCACAUGUCUUUUUCCCUGUGGCUGGUCGUGGAGGCGGUGCCAGGUCGCGCCGCUCCGUUCACUCGGAUAUCCAAGAGUUGAGACCGAUGAACUAG
This is a messenger RNA of Fusarium keratoplasticum, 1005 nucleotides long. RefSeq lists its product as uncharacterized. The transcript is spliced from 2 exons. The coding region runs from base 1 to 1005 and encodes 334 amino acids. NCBI's taxonomy places the organism in Eukaryota, Fungi, Ascomycota, Sordariomycetes, Hypocreales, Nectriaceae. The record is from RefSeq and is a predicted model, not a curated record. Gene Ontology annotation, cellular component: plasma membrane; fungal-type vacuole.